CACUCAAGGACGACAUAAGAAGCUUUUACAGCGCUCUGAAGUCAAAGGCUCAUUGGAGGAGGAGUUAUGUAAGAACAAAAAUACAAGAAUUGUAAUCGUAAGCAGGCCCUCCUCCUGAAGGUGACCACAUUGCGGUCACAGUGAGCUUAUAAAGCGUUGGCAGGCGCGCACUGAUCCACUUGUUAUUGUUUUGCUUACUGGACCUGAACCUGGAGACGUUCACAGGACGCAGACAUGGUAAAAGAAGCCAGACCCAACUGGGACAACCCCAUACAGUUUGUUCUGGCAUGUGUAUCAUAUGCAGUCGGACUUGGAAACGUGUGGCGUUUUCCAUAUCUCUGUCAAAUGCACGGUGGAGGGGGCUUCAUGAUUCCAUACUUAAUCAUGCUGGUUCUGGAGGGUGUUCCCCUAUUCUACUUGGAGCUUGCCAUUGGUCAAAAGAUGAGUCUAGGCAGCAUCGGGGCCUGGAGUGCCAUCAGCCCUUAUUUGGGAGGAGUAGGUCUUGCUAGUGUUGUGACAUCCCUGUAUCUGUGUCUCUAUUACAACAUCAUCAAUGCAUGGAGUUUCUGGUACCUCUUUCAUUCAUUUCAAUCAGUCCUGCCCUGGGCAGACUGCCCCAUCAAUUCCAACCGGACAGGACCUAUAGAGGAGUGUGAAAAAGCUACAUCUACCCCGUACUUCUUCUACAGGGAAACACUGAACAUCUCUCCUAAUAUUGAAGAGAAUGGAGGCAUUCAUACAGGCCAGGCUCUGUGCCUUGUGCUUGCCUGGUUGAUUACCUACCUGUUCAUUGUCCGAGGAGUAAAGUCAACUGGAAAGGUGGUGUACUUCACAGCAACAUUUCCAUAUGUGGUCCUCUGCAUCUACCUGGUCCGGGGUGUUACUCUUCACGGUGCCAUCAAUGGUGUCAAAUACAUGUUCACACCAAAGAUGGAACAGCUUGCCGACCCUACCACAUGGAUCAAUGCAGCCACUCAGAUCUUUUUCUCUCUGGGUUUGGGUUUUGGGACGCUCAUAGCAUUUGCCAGCUACAACCACUAUAACAACAACUUUGAGCAACAGGCAAUCAUUGUUUCCUUCAUCAACUGUGGAACCUCUAUCUUUGCCAGCAUCGUCACCUUUGCCAUCUAUGGGUUCAAGGCCACCGUCAACUACGAGAACUGCCUGGAAAGGAUACGCUUACUGCUGCUGAAUGGCUUUAAUCUAGCAGAGGACAGCAUCACCAUAGACAAUGUCUUUGAGUGGACUGAGAAGCUGAACACAACAUUCCCAGAGCAGUUUGCUGAACUUGCCAACCAAUGGGAAAAAUGUGACCUGGAGAGUGAGCUAGACACUGCAGUGGAGGGGACAGGUCUGGCCUUCAUUGUGUACAGUGAGGCCAUUAAGAAUAUGCCCUUGCCUCAGUUGUGGUCAGUGCUGUACUUUGUCAUGCUCCUGCUGUUGGGAAUGGGCAGCAUGCUGGGCAAUGUCACUGCCAUCAUCACCCCACUACGAGACUUCAAGAUUGUGUCGAAAAUGAGCAACGAGUUGCUCAACGGUAUAGUGUGUGUGUUUUGUCUGCUGCUCGGCCUAGGCUUCACCACCACCUCAGGGAAUUAUUGGUUUACCAUGUUCAAUGACUACGGAGCCAAUUUCUCCCUGCUAUUCAUCGUCCUCAUCGAGGUCAUAACUGUCAGUUACAUCUAUGGAAUUAAAAGGUUUGAAAAAGACAUAGAAGACAUGAUCGGUCAUCGUCCCAACUGGUACUGGAAGAUCAUGUGGGUAGUAAUCAGUCCCCUUCUUCUCAUCACCCUUUUCAUUGUCUACAUCGUCAAAUACAUCCAAGGAGGGACCCCCACCUACCAAGCAUGGAACAAAGAGCUGGGUAAGGCAGUGGUGACGGAGUAUCCUGUCUUUGGUCAAGUCUUCAUCGCACUUUUGCUGGUGUCGUCAGUCAGCUGUGUUCCCCUCACAGCUCUCUAUGUCUUCUGCAAGAAGAGGAAACAUGGAAACAAUGACAAGAGGCAGCGUACUAUCAGCACAGUGUCUGCUUAGUGAGCCGACGCUGACAGACUAACCUCCCACCGACUCCUUCCUUCAUAGACCCCUCCAUGCCUCUGUGCUUCAGCUGGACGCAGCAGCAGUACAUGAUUUUUUGGUGUUGGGUAUUUUCAGGUGAAUGUAUUGCUGCACACUUUCUCAGUAUUAACGUCCAACUUCUGAGCCAGAACCAAUUAAUACCCUGUAAACUGAAAUAUAUUCAAAGUAACUGUGUAGAUACAGUUUUUUUAAUUGCCAAACAUUUAGAACAAUAUAAUUCAGUAUUUUAUAUGAUGCUAGUUUACUAAAUUGUCAUGUUAUGAUGUAUGUAUGAAGAUAUGUAGCUUACUCACCGGGUUAGUGUUUGAGUAUGUUAGUCAUUUUUUCAUAUACCCCGCAAAAAUGUUAUGUUGUUUCAUGUUCAGCCUCAAAUAUUGUUUUUUUCUUCUUAUCAAUGGAUUGAGCUAAUUCAGGAUCAAAUAAAGUUUAUUUUUAGAGAUACAAAGUCUAAAAUGGGAUUAUAGUCUAGCAAUAGGAUUAUAGAACGUGCAGAACUAGGGCCAAUAGUAGCGUUUGUUCUCAUUUCAGGAAUUUUCUAAAAAUGAGAGUCAGUAUUUUAAAGGAGAAGGCGCCAUUUACAUCACUCGCACUAAAACAUGACUUGUGAUUCCAAAAAAUCCUGCCACAUUGGCUGAAAAUAAGAUGUUGAAUUCAUAAUAGGCUGGUUGAGGCGUGGUUAAUUCAACUGUCUAAUCAUCUAAUAACAGCUUGUAUUGAGUUGUCUGGUAAUUACACAUGUGCUCUUUUGUAAGAAGGUUGUACAAAUUAUCUGUUUUUCCUAUAAAGUAUUUUUUGAGAA
Messenger RNA from Centropristis striata (black sea bass), 2878 nucleotides. Its product is annotated as sodium- and chloride-dependent transporter XTRP3-like. The transcript has 11 exons. Gene Ontology annotation, molecular function: L-proline transmembrane transporter activity. Gene Ontology annotation, cellular component: plasma membrane. Gene Ontology annotation, biological process: sodium ion transmembrane transport. The record is from RefSeq and is a predicted model, not a curated record. NCBI's taxonomy places the organism in Eukaryota, Metazoa, Chordata, Actinopteri, Perciformes, Serranidae. The coding region runs from base 235 to 2034 and encodes 599 amino acids.